This is a messenger RNA of Macrobrachium nipponense, 9024 nucleotides long. RefSeq names its product cyclin-dependent kinase 9-like. The transcript is spliced from 10 exons. Gene Ontology annotation, molecular function: cyclin binding; ATP binding; RNA polymerase II CTD heptapeptide repeat kinase activity. The record is from RefSeq and is a predicted model, not a curated record. Gene Ontology annotation, cellular component: cyclin/CDK positive transcription elongation factor complex; nucleus. Bases 16 to 1260 code for a protein of 414 amino acids. NCBI's taxonomy places the organism in Eukaryota, Metazoa, Arthropoda, Malacostraca, Decapoda, Palaemonidae. Gene Ontology annotation, biological process: protein phosphorylation; positive regulation of transcription elongation by RNA polymerase II.
CGACAUCCGAACGCAAUGUGUACCCAGCUGUUUACAUGUGUUGACCUACGAGAGCCUGAGAAAGAGAGAGGGAGAGAGAAAACAGGAAAAAAGUCAAGGAAGAUCAUGAACAGGAUCCAACAAACUCACCAUGAAGAACUUGACUUUCGUUUCUGCGAUGAUGUCAUCAAAUACGAAAAACUCGCCAAAAUUGGCCAAGGAACAUUCGGUGAGGUUUUUAAAGCACGAGACAAGAGAACAGGGAGAGUUGUGGCACUCAAGAAAAUUCUCAUGGAGAACGAGAAGGAAGGGUUUCCCAUCACAGCACUCCGUGAGAUAAGAAUUCUCAAGCUGUUGAAGCAUGACAAUGUUGUAAGCCUACUGGAAAUCAGUCGAACUAAAGGUCCUCCACCCCCAGGCCUACAGAAACCAGCUAAAGCGACUCCACAUAUGUCUAGCCUUUCUACAUUUUUCUUGGUCUUUGAAUUUUGUGAACACGAUCUGGCUGGUUUGUUGUCAAAUGUGAAUGUGAAAUUCAACUUGGGUGAGAUAAAAAAGGUUAUGCAGCAAUUGUUGAAUGGAUUAUAUUACAUUCACUCUAACAAAAUUCUCCAUCGAGACUUAAAAGCUUCCAAUGUUCUAAUCACAAAAACUGGUAUCCUAAAGUUAGCUGACUUUGGUUUGGCUAGAGCAUUCAGCACAAGUAGGCAAGGACCAAAUAGGUAUACAAAUCGAGUCGUAACACUUUGGUAUAGACCCCCAGAACUAUUACUAGGAGAAAGAAAUUAUGGUCCACCUGUGGAUAUGUGGGGAGCAGGAUGUAUUAUGGCUGAGAUGUGGACUCGAACACCAAUAUUACAGGGUAGCACAGAACAACACCAGCUUGCCCUUAUCACGAAGCUAUGUGGGUCUAUAACACCAGAAGUGUGGCCAACUGUAGAAAAUUUAGAUCUAUAUACCAAAAUGGAACUGGCCCGGGGACAAAAACGUAGAGUCAUUGAAAGACUUCAUCAUUAUGUUCGAGAUAGUCAGGCAUUGGACCUUUUAGAUAAACUUCUGACUUUAGACCCAAGCAAAAGGAUAGACUCUUCCUCAGCUCUAGACCAUGAUUUCUUUUGGACAGACCCCAUGCCAGGGGAUCUUUCCAAAAUGUUAUCACAGCACACUCAGAGUAUGUUUGAGUAUUUAGCUCCGGCAAGACGACCAGGUGCUUCAAACCGGCCAAUGCUUCAACCUCGCCAACCAGACAAUGUAUCAACCUAUCAGGAACGUGUUUACUAAGAGUUGGUGGAUAUAGAAGUGGUGGAUAUUGUAUAUGUCAUUGUAUACUAUCAUUGUCAUUAUUCAUAAGGCAAGUUAUCACAAAAUAUUUAGAUUUUGAAGAUCCAUAGCAUGGCUGUUUUUUCCAACUAAGAUUUUUUUUAAAUGAGGACUUGGUUAGUGAAAGGUCCAUUAUGUGAACAUUGGAGAGCUCUAAGCACAUUUUAGAUGAAUCUGUUUUCCAAGUUGUGAUUUAUUUUAUUAUGCUCUUUAGUAUAUGUACCAAAGAAAAAGAAUAACAUUUGUAUACAGAAUAUUAAGUUUAUAGCACUGCUGUAUGUAGGUGUAAAAAUAGGAAUGGGAUACUUUAAUUUCAAACUAGGUGGAAUGAGCUUACCUAUAUGUUUAAAUGAAGGUCAGGAUAAUUAAAGAAAUACUAGGUCUGUUUGGAGUUUCAAGUAUCUUUUCAGGUUUGCAUAAUUGAAAUGUAUGCAGUAUUAGUUUCUUUAUAUAUUAGUAAGAGGGCUUUAAUAUUUUUAUAAGUACUUUCACCUUAUGUUCAUUGUUCAUUUUUUAUUUUUAACAUCAUUUUCACAUUUGUGCCAAUGUGUCAUUUUUGCAAAGAAGUUAAAUUAUUGCAAUUUAUGGCAGUUCACUGGUAUAUAAGGCAAAACUUAUAAAUUUAUGGAUUUAAAGUUAAUAAAUUUUUAUCAACUUCUGGUUUGUUCCUUCUGUAAUUAUGUAAUCUAUUUUUCCAUUGGCAUAUUGUGGUUUACCAGCAAACUGUCUUCCUAGUAUGUAAUGGUUGGGACAGUUCUUUUUACUAGAGAAUUUUGAUUGCUAUAUUGUACUACAAUACCCUUCACGAAUUUUGAAUGCAUUGUCAAACCCAAUAUAUAAGAUUGCAAUAAAAGAAUAAGUAUUUUUCAUUAAAGGUGAUUCUAGGAGACAUUUACCUCUUGUUUUUAUAUAUAUAUUAUUUUUGUAAUUGCCAACUGCUAGUUUAGUAUUUGCCUGGGAAGGCUUUAUCUUGUUUGAAAUUGAUUAUUAAUAUGAGGUACAAGUGUUAUUUAAUAGAAUUGGUGGGGAUAAUUCUAACAAGCUGAUGAGCAUCUAUUCUAAAAGUACAGAUAGCAAUAUCUUAGGUUGCAGUUUAAAAAUAGCCAAGAACUGAUGUACAGCUUAACUCUGUGAAUUUUAAUAGUAUAGCAUCGAGAGGUUUGGGUCUGUUAUGGUUAGCAUUUACUAGAGCAUUUUGUGAUGACAACAUUUUAGAUGAUGCGAUAAACUAUAGGAAAUGAAGGAAUGUGAAGUGUGAUGUUCUAUUCAAAACAAAAGAAAGAGUAGAGGUAAAAUUAUCUAUUUUUUAAUAAUGGUCAAGUAGCCCUGUAUUGUAAUUGUUUUAAUGUGCUAAGGUGAUAUUUUGUCCUUUUGUGCAUCUUGAUGCAAGAAGUUGGUAAUUGGAUAGCCAUUGGGAUAGAACUUUAUAUAUUGCUUUACUUGAUAUUUUCUUGAUGUAAGUAUACAGGCCUUAUCUGUUACCUCAUUAUUUGCAUAGCAGUAUUUUCAUAUAUGAUAGGAUGCAUAGUUUUUCCAUUUCUCGGGUAUGCUGUUCAUGUACAGCUGCAUUGUGCAAAGGGAGCAGUAAGGAAAGUCAUUUUUGUGUGGGCUUCAUUUUGAAAUUAUAGUUUUUUUCUUUAUGGUCAGAUUCUUGUGGAAUACAUCUCCUAGUUCUCAGUUCCCCAAAAAUAGUUUGGAUGAGUUGUUUUGUAAAAUAUUACAUUACCAGAUGACAAUGUGAUAAAGGUGCUAGAAGCUACUAAUAUAGUUAAUUUUGUUGCCUUGUUAACCCCUAAGAAGAGGUUAUCUUGUACAGUGUAAACAUUCUUAGGAAUAAACUAGCACUAUGGUAAUUAUAGUAUGUCAAGUGAUGGCAUAUGUGCAUUUAGCAAAAAUGACGCUGUUAUGCUUAAAACCACUUCAUAUGUAGGUGCAGAGUUCACUGUAUUGUCAGACUGCAGUAGAAAUGUUGGGGGAAAGUAUUGUCUUACCAUUUAAGAAACAAGCAGCAUUUUUUAAACUUCCUUUGUCAGUCAAUACUAUCAUCACAAAGUUAGUUGUAACCCUUCAAUGAUUGAUAGUUUAACCUGUCAGCCUGCAGGACUGCGUAGCUAAUAUUAAGAAAAAACUAACUGAAAUGAGGCAGAAGAUCUUGGAUAUGGUAGAAUGUUUUGCUGUAUGUAGUAUGUUUGGCUCUGAUAGUAAGAAGGGAGUGCAGAAAAGAAAAGCAACAGCCUAGAUCAGGUGGAAAGAGUGUCCUAGAGUAUUGGGAAAUAAGAGCAUACCAUUUGUAAACCAGGCAUGAGUCUGUGGCACAUAUAUAAUGCCUGUACUUCUCUAUGCAGCAGAGACUUUGAAACUUGCAGAGAAAAUAAGGAGACUGAAGUGACUGGCAACAAAACAUCAAGAUCUAAGGCUGGAGUUCAUUGAAAUAGUUGAGAGAUGCAGUGUCCAGAGGCCCUAAAAUGACUGAGAUCUCAAAGAUUGAGAUGAGUUGGGCAUGUCAUGAGGAGGGGAGAAAAGCAGUCAGUCAGACUAACACAUGUGUAAAUGGUUGGGGAAUUCUGGUAGAAGUUGCAGAUAGGUGACAACUCAUAUCACAUCAAAUUCUAUAGAGUCCAACAAAAAUAUUGAAGGAUGAGUGAAAAAUACCUCUAGCAAUCAUCAAUUAUUCAGUCAUGAAACACAAUUGUGUCUGCACAAUGAAGCAUGGAGCUGGAGCAAGGUGCAUGUUUUUCCCUUAUACAAUAUUGACUACCCCAUUUGCUAAAUUUUUUCAGAUCUAUUACACUUCACACUAGUUGCCCUAAAACUACAGUAGUAGCAUUAUCUGUGUAGUGGACUGACGAUCUUACUCUGUAACAGUUGUGACAUUAAAAACUCACAACAACAUAGAUCUGAUACACUACCAUGAGCAACAGAAAACAAGAAUACAUGCCCCUAUACCUAUUAAGAACACAGUCAACUGAACAAGUAUGCUGGCAGUCAUCUUAAAACUAGUUAGUAAAACCAAAUGUACAGCCUCUGACAACCAAGAUAUGAAGAUUGUAAAUAGAGCUGACAGCUAACUUGGUCAAAUGUCUGGACUCAUAUAUCAGUUUUUUAUGCUUUUAGAUUAAGCAGGCCAUUACACACAAACCCUUAUUGUCAUUUAGGUAAACAUAGCAAACAAGAAGAGUGUUUAGUUUUAUGGAAUAUUUACAAGCAAUUAAAGACAAAUUUUUUAUAACAGUAGAGAACACUGAAAAGAUAGAAAUUGGCCCAUAAUUGUUGUAAUCUUUAUGAAAUAUUUAUGUAAUUUCUGCUUUGGAAAAAUUUCACUUUUAUUCAGAAAAACGCAGCAAAAAGACCGAAAAGAACUCAUCUAGCAUCAUAGCUUGUAUGGGGAAAGUCAGACUAAACCAAUGAAUAUUAAUCUUGGUUGAUCUGGAUUUUUCUUAUUAUUAAUAUAGUUUGUUUCUUUGUGUCUGUUCGUCCAUUAAUAAUGGAAAUUGUGUUUAAAUGAAUUAUUGUAAAGAAUUCAAAAUGUAAUUUUUGCUGUAGUUACAGACGUCUGAUUGGUAAGGAAGCAUUAUGGGCAAUACUUGAAUAGAACUUUUAUCUAAAAACUAAUAAGAAAUUUGUCUUUGUAUGACUAUUCAUUACAUUUUAAAUGUUUGAUCUGAUAAUAUAUAUAAAAGGUAUGAAAAUGUGGAGGGAUUUAAUUAGGUAGUAUCAUGAUUAAAUCACAUUUUAAUAUUGAGAAGUUGUCACUUUUUUAUAGUCUUUUCUUUGGCAUAGUUCUAAAAUUGUAGUUUGCUUUCUAUUUGUUUGAACAAGACAAUGUUGGUCAUUUAGGUAAUGCAAAAUUCUUUGUUUUAACAUUACGGGACAAAAAAACCUGCAAUGAAAUGAGGUAAUAUCAUAUGAAAUAUUUUUUUAAAGAAAAAUUUAGACCAGGUUGGAAGCUCAUGACUCUAUAUCUGGUAAACUUCAUGUUUUUUUUUAUUCCGGAUUCACAAUAUUUGUAAUGAAAGGGAGGACAAAUUCUGUUUAUUUUCCCUUCGAUCAACUCCGCAGAAACAUUGAUGUGGUCCUUUUAGCAUUUUUUGACUUGGUCAUUUUGGUUUAUGUAAAGUACUGAUUAAUGGAAGAUGAUUCAGGACUUUUAACACAGUUUAGCCGUCUUGAGCCAGUACCAAACUACUAGGUUAUUUCUUGCAGUAUAGCUCUGCUGCUGUAUAUGAGACCACUGUGACAUCUGUUAGGAUUUGUUCCUAAAUGAAAGGUGAUGAUUUUAGCAAGGAGAUGACAGUAAAGAAACAUUGUUGCUUUGUAUGAAUAAAGGAAACUCAUGGAAAACUAAAGGAAUAAUGAAAUGCAUAUUUGUUGCCAUUGAAAGUGUACCUUGCUUGGGAUACUGCAUGUAAUACUUCUUCCAGUUAGGUUCUGUCUCCCUGCUUUGAAUAUGAUUAUAAUCUGCAUAUGUGAACAGCUCCAUUAGGCAGUAAUAAGUGUAGUUAUAUAUGACAUUUAGUUUCAGCAUUGGCUGUGUUUUGUCUAGUACAUAUAAAUCGGUGAUAGGAUUUCAGAUACUGUCGACUGUUAUUUCUAGCAUUCAACUACUGUCAGUUGAUAGGCAGGUGAAAUCCCAUUUUGCAUCUGCCAUUCAAAGUUUUGAACACUCAUUGUUCAUAUAAUUAUUUCAACCUCUUUCCAGAGAAUGGCAAAGCAGUCUGUCACAUUUUUGGUUUUGAUUCUUUAUAAAUGCUCAGUAGUACACAAGUGUUCCCAACCUUUUAUGUCAGACCAGUAGUAUGUCUGACCAGUAGUGCACAAGUGUUCCCACUUGUUGCUUUUUGUUUCAUUCUUGUUAAGAAGUUUGUUGAACAACUGCAAGCAUCUUCUGCCUUUGGUUGUAGGAUUCACAAACUUGGGAGUGUACUUAAAAGUUUUGGUACAGAAUAAAAUUAAUUUUUCUUGAAUAUUUGGGAGUGUACGUACUGAAAAGGUUUGGUACAGAAUAAAAUUAAUUUUUCUUGAAUACUUGGAAGAACUUUAUUCAAUUAAUUUUCAUGGAUUAUAAAUGAGGUCUUUUCUAUUUAGUCUGUAAAACUACUAAUAAAAUUUAUGGGAUUAUUGAUUGUUGUUUAACUGCACAAUGGAAUCUGCAUUCUUAAUUCUCAUUGGGCUUGCCCAAAUGGUUUGUCUUCAUUUAGGUAAUAUUAGAUCUUUUGUAAUUACUUUACCCUUUUAAAAUUUGAUUGUUGGGUAGUCAGAAAAUGUUGAAAAUUCCAAGAGAAUAAUUUUGAGGCUUUGUAUCUCCAACUUACAUUAUUUUUCGGUUGUAAGUGGUGUUCUGCUUUUUCUGCACACAGGUUGGGUCAUGUGGAUGAUUUUUUAUAUAAAGACCCAAUGGUUUUUUGUAUUUUGUACUGCAUCUUCAAAAAUUCUUGUUAUUUGUGUAGCUUAUUAUAAAUGCUCAAUAAAGGAACGGGGAAUUAUUUGUUACUUAGAUUAGUUGGUAAUUAUAAUAUUGUACCCGGUUGUGUAAUCCUUUGAGUCAGUUGGUAAUCUUGUAAAAGGCAUCCUCCAACUUUAUAUCAUGCACAACAAAUAAUAACUUUAUUAUCCUAGAACAUACUUAAAAUGUUUGGUAAUAAUUGAUAAAGUAAUUUAGGAAAUUACAAGAUAACUAGAUUUUGUAAAAAAUAGAACCUCCAAAAAGUUUAACCUUUUGGGGGGGACAGGAAAAACUAUAGAUUGUGUCCCUAUUGUAAAAUAUUCAGGUUGCCUUGUUAGAUAAGUUUCAGUUCGGUGGCAUAUAUGCAUUGUCAUUUUGUAGGUGAGAGAUAUUCAAAUUUUACUUUGAUAACAAAAAUAUGAAAGGCUCAAACAUGUUUUAUAUAAUAUGAAACUGAAAUAUAUUACCUAUAGUAAUAUACAAGUAAUAUUGGUUUGCAGGUUCCUUAGUCUGAAAAAUUGUAAUUAUUUCAAGUUAAAAAUUAAGAAAUUCAUAUAAAAAUAAGGUAUUCAGUCACACUUUUGCUUUUAAGUUACAAAUCAUUCUUGCCUGAAGUCUGCAUAGUGGGAUAGUGAUCCCAGAAUGAAGGUGAACUUAUUCAAGAUUAUAGUUUUCAAGUUAUUUAAAUUUCUUGAAAUGUCAAGUUAUUUAUGAUACUAACACCAUAAAAAGUAUUUCUUUAUCUAUCUAAAACUCAUGAAUACUUUGUCUUUGCAACUGAUGCAUUAUGGAAGAUCUCUUAGCAUUAAAAAAAAUUAAAAAUGAGUGAGCUAAGUAUGUACUAGCUUUGUUCUUAAAGUAAAUACACUAUAACCUUAGUUUAUGUAUGGAAUACAGUAAAAUAUUUUGAAUAAUUGCAACACCAUUGGAGGUAAUUUGAUUUAUAUUAAAGUUUUGUAAAAGGGUAAUUUACAUUAAAGGUGGAAAAGUAACAAAGUAACCCUACAUUCAGUCAUUUACAAGAUCGAUUAAAAUUGGAGAGCGUAGAAACAAGGUUCAGGAAUUAAUUGAAUUGGUGCAGUCAUCAUCUUGAAAAUCUGUAUGCAUUUAAGCUCUCUCUUAUCAACAUUUUAAUUAAGUAUAGUAAGCUGGAUAACACCAAAAACUAUGGGUUUACAUAUAGCUGUUAAUUUGUCUUUUACCUUUGUAAUGUUUGCUUCAAUAGGGAAUUGACUUUACCAAUAUCCCACCGAUUGCUUCAUAAAUUUCACAGGCAAAACACUACCUUACCAUCUAUUUGGUUCUUGGGGAACCCAUUGGUCUAACUGUCAAGGCAUCUGCAGCUACCAUCUGGUUCUCCCUGGUCCUAGCUAGAGUGAAGAAGGAGCUUGAACACUGGUCAUGCACAUACAUUUUUGGUCUAAAAGAACAUUUGUUGCUAUUCAAUGGCCUGUCCUUGCUUCUGCUACUUAUGUGUUAUCUUUAACCUUUAAACAUAAAGAUAUGUAAAACAUGCCAGUAUACAGGUAAUAUUGCAGUGUCUCAAGUUUUUCUGCCUGAGCAAGUAAAACAUUUUGAGAAUAAAGGAGGUUAAAGAUUUUUGUAGUCUGCAGAUUCACAUAAUUUUGAUGGUACUAUACACUGAACACACCAAACAUUUGAAACAGUUUUAUUUAAAUGCACUUCUUAUUAAGUCAAAGCAAGAACUUUUGAUUAAAAAACCUAUCAGGAACCUGGAAGAGGAAAUGUCAUCUAACAACCUUAAAUCCUUAAUGGUAUGUGAGCAGAAUUCCUUGUAGGUUGUUUGACAACAGGGGUAACGGAAUUUGUUAUCCUAUGCAAAUGAAGUAGUAGUUCGGCUCGCCACCUUCUGAUGAUGAAUUUAUGCGCUUGUAUUACAGAGUACGUAAUGUCACUGACCUUUAAGACUGUUAAGAGACUUCAAUAGUGAAUGGAAGCUGAACAAGUUCCCCUGCUAGAACUUCAGUGAAGUACAGUACCUGAAUUGUUUACCUCUGGUAUGAAAGAUAUUCUUUCUGCUUGUCUGACAAAUUGCAUAGCACCUACUUAUUUUUACAUCUUCACAGAGAUUCACUUGUUGACUGCUUAUUAAGAUUUUUUUUCUGAAGGUAAAAAAUGGGCAAGGUAUCAUGAAAUUUUAAAGCAAUGUACUGUAGUAGUGUAAUAAAGGAAAAGUUAUUUGGCCCCUGUUUAUUCAAGAAUAAGCAAUGGCAGUUCUCAGAAAAUGUUAAUUUUUUUGUAUUUUGCAAGUGUAUAUUGAA